UUUCUCGAGUAGAAUUAAACCCCCAGCGCCUAAGCAUUUUCCUUUCACCAAAUUAGUUCUCACCUGUUGAUUUUUCAGAACAUUAUUUACUCGUUUGACACCUACUAUGCUAAUCGACUUACAAUCCUUUUUGGAUCUUGGCUUUAUCCUUUUUACUCCAACUUGCCCGAAUGGAUGUUUCGCAUAUCGUUUUUUAUAACCUACUAUACGAUGAUGUCUGAUUUUUUGGCAACAAUUAUUAUUCUUAUAAAUCGUUGGACAGCUGUAGAAAUGGCAUUGAAAUAUGAUAGGCUUUGGAAGAAAUUAUUACUUCCAUCAGCCAUAAUAAUUUAUGGGAUUCCCACCUUAUUGUAUGCACAAGUACUCACAAUUAAAAGCUAUUUAAAAAAUGACACAAGUGAUCCAACUAAAUUUGCUUUUUAUCUUGCACAAGGAUUUAAUGUAAGUUGAUCAGAGAUGUCACGGGUUGAGAAAAAGCGAGUUGAGUUUUGGGUCUCGGAUUUGAUCAGUUAUGUGGAUUAAAAGAGAAAAAAGUAGGGUCGAGUUUUGGAAAAUUUUUGGGAUUGAGAUUCAGGUCGAAUGAAGCCGUGUUUCGGGUACCCGUGACAUUCCUGCUCCCGAAGGGUAGAAAAAAUGAAUCCUCCCAAAAAAUUUUAUU
Molecule: messenger RNA, 658 nt
Organism: Meloidogyne enterolobii
Lineage: Eukaryota; Metazoa; Nematoda; Chromadorea; Rhabditida; Meloidogynidae
Source: the annotation of a GenBank genome assembly